Effrenium voratum is the source of this 1369-nucleotide messenger RNA. NCBI's taxonomy places the organism in Eukaryota, Dinophyceae, Suessiales, Symbiodiniaceae. The record is from the annotation of a GenBank genome assembly.
CAAACUCGGCCUGACGUGUCCCCUUGUCCUGCGUUGCACGGACCGGCCAUGGCGGCAGAGUGCAUCGGUGCCAAGGAGGACGCACACGAAGCAGAUGAUGCGCCAGAGGACGAAUUUGAGGUCACCCUGGAAUCGCUGCUGGCCGCCGCCCCCGGCUUUGCCCAGCGCGUCACCCUGGCGCUGUGCCUCAGCAAUGCCUCCGACGCAGUUGAGACUUUGUCUCUGGGCUUCGCUCUGCCCUUCCUGUCUUGGGAUUGGCAGGGGCUGGUGGCCGCCAGUGUUUUCCUUGGGAUGCUGGCCGGCGGUUGCCUGGCAGGCUAUUUGACGGAGACCUACGGCCCCAAGCGCCUGCUGGUCCAGAUGCUGUACUUGGAAGCCGUGGCCGCGUUGGCGACCUCUGGUGUGGGGGGGCCCUGGCAGCUGGCGGGCGGGCGCUUUGUCAGCGGCCUCGCCAUCGGCGCCGCGGUGCCGCCCAUCUUUGGCCUUGCCGAGGAGCUGCUCUUUCCACGGCAGAGGCGCUUGCGCAGCUUGAGCCUCAUUGCCUCCAGCUUCAUCUUCGGGAGUUUGCUGGUCUCCCUUCUGGCCUGGCUCUGCCUCGCCAACAACCUGGGCUGGCGCGUAUUCUACGCCUGCACCGGCGUUGUGCCGAUGCUGAACGCCGCGUUGGUGAGCAGCUGGGUCCCCGAGUCCCCGAGUUUUCUGCAGCGACAGGGCCGGCGUGCGGAGCUGGUGCUGGAGUUGCGACGCCUGGCGCCAAACGGCGCCUUCGACGUCGCGGGCAUGGCGGGCGGCGCUUUCAAAGUGGCCCAGGAGGCCAAUCACCUGCCGAGUGAGGAGGUUCCAGGACUGAAACCCUUGCUGCAGUGGCCUCUGCGCCCGGUGGCCUUGCGCCUGGGGACCAUCUGCUUCUCCAUCGCCUUUGCAUGGUACGGCUUGUCCACGUGGCUCCUGAAACUCUUUGAGGAGGUCGGCCUUGAGCACCGGUAUUUGGCGGCCGUGGCCUACGCACUCUCAGGUGUGCCUGGCUGUGUGGCCUCAGUGCUGCUGCUUCGGUGCCUGCAGCCUUGGCGGCUGCUGGCGUUCUGGCUCCUGUGCACAUCCCUGAGCUGUCUCAGUAUAAGUCUCAUCGAGUCCGGAGCACAAGGGCCUUUGCUGGCGGCCGCUUGCGUGUGUUUUUUCAACAGCGUCUCCACUGGGGUCUUCAACGUCUUGACCACUGUGUGGGGUGCGCCUUUCAGCCCCUCUCUGCGACCCUUCGCCCUGGGAGCGCUCUCUGUGGCGCUGCGCGUGGGCUCUAUCUGCGCUCAGUUCGUGGAUAGCGCGUUGCUCUCCAGCCACAAGGUGCCGGAGAUGACACUGCUGCCGGCGG